CGACAGCCAACCUUGAUGACCACCUCUUGUUGGCUGUGGUCGUGCUUGUUCUUCAGCAGCGUCUUUUGACUGGUUGUGUCCGUAACGCCACCCCCUCCCCCAUCACAUCAUCACCACGAUGCACAUCCACGUGCGUCCUUAUCGUUGCCGCCUUGACCUCUCCAUGGCGACCUUUGCUGCGCUUGUGUUUGCAACCUGUGUGGCCCUAGUUUGGGCCACGAACGCGCACAUUGAGGAGCGGGAUGGGGAUUUGCACAUCAACACGACAGACGCCGCGCAUCAGCGCAUCUUCUUCAACGGCGUGGAUGUGCUGCACGAGCUUGCGCGCACCGACAUUGCGCUACAGGUGCUCAAAGAUCGCGUGUGCAGUGACCCGCCGCCAAUUGUCGCCGUGCCCGUGCUGGAGGCCGACGUGUCCGGAAUGACAGACCCGCUGUGGGCUGCCAGCGUGGUGGCGCCGAACGGGCUGGUCUUUGGCGUGCCGUUCUCCGCGUCCGCUGCCCUCAUCUUUGAUCCCGCGACGCGGGCCGUGGACCUCACCAGCAUCGCCAGCCUGCCCUCGACGGCGGAGAAGUGGUGCGACGGCGUGGUGGCGGAUGACGGGCGCAUCUUCAUGCUGCCGUUUGAGGCGACGAGCGUGCUCAUCAUCGACCCGGACAGCAAAUCGGCCGACAUCACCUCCAUCGCUACCCUGCCGCCCAGCGUGCGCUGCAUCGGCGGCACCAAGACGCCCUCGGGGAUGAUCAUGGUCAUUCCAGAGAGCGGCGGCGCCAUCAUCCGCAUCAACCCGGAGAACCACGAAUGGCAGCAGUUUGACCCGAUACGUGGCGGUGACCUGUGGACGCGGCCCAUCACCAGCAUGGUUGAUGGCAAAGUCCUCAGCGUGAGCCGUGCGCAGGCGGUGAUGGUCAUUGACAAUACGCCGCUCUUCUCCGCCUCCUUCGCCCAGUUCUCCGCCAGCUCCACGUCAGCGCCGUGGAUUGACCCCAUACAACACCCGACAGAGCUGGUCCUGGCGAGCGUGUCCACGGAUGCAAAGGCGCUGGUAACGGUGAACCUGAAGAACACGGGCGUCAUCGUCGCCACACCACUCACUCCCCCAGAAGGCGGUGCAGUGUUCUCUUCACUCGCCCUCGCCCCCGAUGGCCGCGUGUUUAUGAUUCCGUCAUCGGCAACACACGUCGCCAUUGUCGACGUUGCUGCUCGGACCAUCGACACGUUUGCGCAGACGGACGAAGAGCACCAGUGGUGGCACGCCAUGGUGAUGGGAAUGGGCAAGAUCCUCGCGCUGCCCUAUGAGGUGCCAUCGACCGUGCUGGUUGUGGAUCCGGAACGUGACACACUGACGACACACGCCAUCCCUGACACGGUUCCCAAGGCGGCGCGCUUCUCGUUUCCUUCGUACGCCUCCCCCAACAACGACAACGCCCUUGUUGUCUUCCCAUACUCGGCAGCCAACCACGUUCUUCUCAUCAACGCCCCAGCCAUCGACCUCUGUCUCCAGGACCCAUAACCGCCAUGCACGUUUGUUUGUGCGUUGUGGGUUGUGCGUUGUGAGCUGUGUGAGUUGGGGGGUGUAGGUACAUGC
Salpingoeca rosetta is the source of this 1588-nucleotide messenger RNA. RefSeq lists its product as uncharacterized. The transcript has a single exon. Gene Ontology annotation, molecular function: protein binding. Bases 119 to 1513 code for a protein of 464 amino acids. The record is from RefSeq and is a predicted model, not a curated record. Lineage: Eukaryota; Choanoflagellata; Craspedida; Salpingoecidae.